AUGUCCGACAUUCAGAACCGACCCUCUGCUCGAGGCAGAGUAUCCGCUCGCGGUGGCCGAGGUGGCUACAGCAACAGAGGUGGCCGUGGUGGAAACAGCAGAUCCAAUGCCGACAGCUCAGACAUCUCAUCCUUUGAUGAAGGUGAAAUUGGCCAGAUGAAGAAGAAGUAUGCUGACACUUUGCCCACUCUUCUGGAGUUGUUCCCCGACUGGAAGGAUGAGGAUCUGUUAUUCGCUCUGGAGGACUCAAACGGUGAACUCGAGGAAGCAAUUGAGCGCAUUACCGAAGGUAAUGUUUCGCAAUGGGGAGAGGUCAAGAAGAAGACUGUGGACCGGACCCGCCCCAAGCCCAAGGAGGCUCAGAGCACUCCAACCGAGUCGAACGCAGCUCCCAUCCGUGCAGCCCGUGGGCGCGGUGGAUUGGAAAGCCGUGGUCGUGCCCGUGGAGAUCGGGGUCGUGCCGGCCGUGGUGGUCGGGCUGGUGCUCAAACAAAUGGAGCUCGCGUUGUCAGCACUGCAGAGUCUGUGCCUGCGCCUGCGCCUGUGGCGACCGAGCCCGUUACAUCCAACGUGACAGAGGAGGUUGACAAUGAGCCUGCAGCCACAGAGUCAGAGCCCCAGACCAGUGUGAUCCCUGAAGGCUCAAAGAAGGGUUGGGCUAGUUUGUUCGCCAAGCCUGCUCCUCCUCCCCCGCAGAAGAAGGCUCCGCAGCCCGCUCCUGUGCCUGUUGUUGAGAAGGCUCCCGAACCUGUGCCCGAGCAGAAGGCUCCCGAACCCGUCCCUGCCCCUGCCCCCGCCCCGGCCCCGACACAGAAGACCCCUGUUGCGAAGCCGAUCCAACCUGUUGUCCCUGCCAUCCCCGCCGCUAAGCCUCCCCAGGUUGACUUGACCGAGACGAACCUUGAACAGAUCCCCGACGUGUCCGCUCCCGCUCCUACCGCGACUGCUGCCAGCACCGUUGGUAGUGCUUUGGACCCGAUGGCAGCUGCCCAGGCUACUCCUUCUCGUGCUCCUCCUUCCAACGUCCCCGGCAGUGGAUACAAGCAGGGUGCUCGUGCUCCCGGAUUCCAGCGUCGUGUCAUGGAGCAGCAACAGGCUGUCGUGAUGCCCGGCAACCACGCGGUUGACCGUGCUGCUGUGCAGUUUGGAAGUAUGGGACUGAACGGUGACGCUGUCGACAUUGAUGAGAACCGUGAGGAGGCCGAGACCCGCGCCCAACCUCCUCAGCACUCCCCUGUUGCCCCUCGUGCUUCCCUCCCUCCCACCACUCAGGCUGCCACUGAGACUCCUACCGCCCGCCCCGCCCCUGGUCUUCCCCCAGUUCCUCAGGGCUCCGUUGCCGAUUCCUCCUUCGACUUCGCCCGCUACUCCGAGACCCAGAAACCUUACGAUCCUUUUGCCAUUCCUGCCAGCCAGCCCCAGCAGCAGAUCCAGGAGCCUUUCGCCAACCAAGCCCCCACUCAGCCCGCUGCUACCACCGGCAGCGAGUACUCUCCCUUCUACGCCGCCGACCAGCAGCGUUUCCCCUACAACUACUACGAUAGCUAUGGCCAGACUCAGAAUGCCACUGCUGCUCCCCGCGCUGCUCCCGGAUUUGGUGUCUCGAGUGCUGAGGCUGCGCCUCAGAUUCCUACCACUCAGGCUCCCAGCCGUUACGGUCCCGUCGAUGCCACUAACAGUGGCCACAACACCCCCAACCCCACCAUGCCUGCCGCCAACCAGACUCCUGCUUCCCAGCUCAUGCCGGGCCAGCAGAGUGCCUACGGCUACGGCUACAACCCUUACUACGCCAACCCCCACUACGCUCAGUACAUGAACCAGAUGAACCAGCAGCCGCAGUACAACCGCAACCGCCCGAUGUAUGAUGAUGCUCGCCGCUAUGACGACCCUAACCAGCCGCAACAGCAGCAGCAGCAGCAGCAACACUACGGUAUGCCCCACAACAACCAGUACGGCUACGGUAACCAGUACGGUCCCUACGCUGGUAAGGGUGGCAUGUACGGCCAGCCCCACGGCUUCUCCUAUGACCACACUUCUUCGCCCGCCAAUGCCGCUGCCAGCUUCAACCAGGGUACUCCCGGACGUGACUCCGUCUACGGUGGUCGGACCGGCUCUGCGCAGCCUGCCGACAACCAGCAGACCGCUGCUGGUACCAAUGCCUUCAGCACUGGCAUGUCGGACGUCUUUGGUCGGUCCCAGGCCGGUGGAUUUGGUCAGAACCCCUCCGUCGCCCAGCAGGCUCCUGUGACUGCUGAGGAGACCAAGGGCUUCGAGGCCCCCAAGGCUGGCGGCCCUAGCCCGUCCCUCGCCCAGGCCAACCGCCCCGGCUCUGCCACCAACAACGUUCCCGGUCAGCCCCAGGGCCAGACCGGUCUUCCCCCGCUGCAGGGUCAGCAGGGUCAACAAGCGUUCGGCGGCUACGGCCACCUGAACCCCCAGUAUGGCGGUCUUGGCGGUCUCAGUGGCCAUCAGGGUGCUGCUUCUCAGACCGGUGGCUAUAACAACUACGGUGCCGGAUUCAGCAACUACUACGGAAACAACAACCGUGGUGGCUGGGGCAACAACUACGGCCACUAA
Molecule: messenger RNA, 2577 nt
Organism: Penicillium longicatenatum
Lineage: Eukaryota; Fungi; Ascomycota; Eurotiomycetes; Eurotiales; Aspergillaceae
Product: putative RNAPII degradation factor Def1
Exons: 2
Coding region: 1-2577 (858 amino acids)
Cellular component (GO): cytoplasm; nucleus
Molecular function (GO): ubiquitin binding
Source: RefSeq, a predicted model, not a curated record